GAACAUGUCGCCGCCGCCCGAGCGCGGGGCUGAGGCCCAGGCCGGGCCCGGGGCUGGAGUUGGAGCCGGAGCCGCUGGGCCCGGGGUCGGGGUCGGGGUCGGGGUCGGGGCCCAGCAACGUUACCGCGACCUCUUCUCUCCCGCCUCGACACCAACAAGGACGGGCGCAUCGAUGUGGCGGAGUUGAGGGAAGCGCUGAGGGCCCGGGGCCUGGGGGCGGAGGCACAGGAGAAAAUACUCAGCUGUGGGGACAGUAAUGCAGACAAAGAACUGGACUUUAAAGAGUUCGCUAACUACCUCCAAGAACAUGAGAUGAAACUGCGACUGGCCUUCAAAAGCUUGGAUAAAAACAAUGAUGGCAGGAUUGACACAGUUGAAAUUGUCCAGUCGCUCAAGUCUCUGGGAAUGGACAUCAGUCCUCAGAAUGCAAAGAAGAUUCUCCACUCCAUGGAUGAAGAUGGCACCAUGACCAUUGACUGGAACGAAUGGCGUGACCACUUCACCUUCAAUCCGGCAACCAGCAUUCAGGAAAUCAUCCAGUUCUGGAAACACUCUACGGUCCUGGAUAUCGGCGAAAGUGUGACCAUCCCCGAUGAGUUCACUGAAGAGGAGAGGACGUCGGGCAUGUGGUGGAGGCAGCUACUGUCUGGGGCAGUGGCGGGAGCUGUGUCACGCACGGGUACAGCCCCCCUGGAUCGCCUCAAAGUCCUCAUGCAGGUUCAUGCUUCCAAAACCAACCAGAUGAGUAUGUUCGGCGGUUUCAAGCAGAUGUUGAAGGAGGGGGGAGCGAUUUCCCUGUGGCGGGGAAACGGGAUGAACGUGGUGAAGAUCGCCCCAGAAACAGCCAUCAAGUUCAUGGCCUAUGAACAGUAUAAGAAACUCAUCGCUCCCAAUUGUGAAAACAUCCGUACACACGAGAGGUUCAUCGCGGGAUCACUAGCUGGUGCCACAGCUCAGACCAGCAUUUACCCAAUGGAGGUCCUGAAGACCAGGAUGGCUCUGCGUAAGACAGGCCAAUACGCGGGAGUGGGGGAUUGCGUGAAGAAGAUUUGGAUGAACGAGGGGCUGAUUGCUUUCUACAAAGGCUACAUUCCAAAUAUUCUGGGCAUUAUUCCAUACGCUGGCAUCGAUCUGGCCAUUUAUGAGACGUUGAAGCAGUCCUGGCUCAACAAAUACGCCAAGGACUCCGCAAACCCAGGGAUCUUGGUCCUGCUAGCGUGUGGUACCAUCUCCAGCACCUGUGGUCAACUGGCCAGCUAUCCCCUGGCCCUGGUCCGCACCCGCAUGCAGGCACAAGCAUCGUUGGAGGGAGCAAAGCAACGCAGCAUGGUGCAAAUGUUCCAGGACAUUGUGGCCAAAGAGGGUCCCUUUGGCCUCUACCGUGGACUUGCUCCCAACUUCAUGAAGGUCAUCCCUGCUGUCAGCAUCAGCUACGUGGUGUACGAACGCAUGAGGAUGGCCUUGGGCAUGAACCCCACCUGAGACCAACGUCCACUCACCCCACAACUACAGAUCACGGACGUCCACUCCUGCUCCAGAACCACAGAUCACCAACGUCCACUCACCCCACAACUACAGAUCACGGACGUCCACUCACCCCACAACUACAGAUCACCGACGUCCAGUCACUCACUACCCCACCCCACCUCCGCACCUACUUCCCUGCUCCUCAUCCAUCAUACCCGCUGGAACCAGACCCUUCGGCCCAUUGAGUGCAUGCUGACCAUUGAUCCCCACCAACAGCAGACCCAUGCAUUGGGGUGGCACCUUGAGCCACCACAAAGAGGCGACAGACCCUCAGCCGGUCACCAUGGGAUCCAUCCAUCCUCCGUGUCCGUGCCGACAUUCAGUGGGACACGCCAAGGACCGUGUUCCCCAGACAACACGCGUGUGGUCUCUAGCCCAGCGCACAUCCGUGUUCAGCAAAUCCCAGCCCGACACGUGUGGUCGCCAGCUUGACACGUGUAGUCCACAGCCCAGCACAUGUGUGAUCCCCAGACCAGCACACACAUGUUCCCCAGCCCCCACACACGUAUUCCCCAUCCCACACAUACGUGUGAUCCACAGCCCACACACGCGUGUGUUCCCAGCCCACACACACACACACGUGUUCCCCAGUCCACACACACGUGAUCCCGUCCACACACACACGUGAUCCCGUCCACACACACACGUGAUCCCGUCCACACACACACGUGAUCCCCAGCCCACACACACGUAUGUUGCCCAGGUUUGUGUGUCAACUCUGAUUGAAGCUUUGGCUGGUGAACGGAAAGUCCACUUUGACCCCUGUGGGAUGUGUGCUAACUUGGUCCAGGAUGUCCAGGGACUGGGCACCUCAUUAUGUUGGAAUCUGGGGAAACUGGGUGGUGUGGGCGGCACGGUGGCGCAGCGGGUAGUGCUGCUGCCUCACAGUACCCGAGACCCGGCUUCCAUCCCCAUCUCCGGCACUGUGUGUCUAUGUGGAGUUUGCACGUUCUCCCUGUGACCGCGUGGGUUUCCCCCGGGUGCUCCAGUUUCCUCCCACAUAGACACACAGUGCCACAGUGUGGGUGAGGGUUAAAGGGCCCCCAGUGUGUGGGUGAGGGUUAGACUGUGGGGGGCAGUUGAUGAACUGGUGACCGAGGUCUGGACUGGACACUACGUUCUGCCUGUGGACAGGUGGCACGAGUUGGUUACAUCUUGUUCUGCAGACUGGGACAGGAGGCGGUGUGUACGCUGAGCUGGUCAGUCCCUCCGGCCGGUGAUGGUCAGUGUGGGUGUACGCUGAGCUGGUCAGUCUCCGGCUGGUGAUGGUGUGGGGGGAAACGCAAGCAGCUGUCUGCUGUCUCACUGUGUGGAUUGGAACAGAAUAUAUCCCAUAUUUUCAAUCUCUGGUAAUAACCUUUUUUUAAAUUGACUUUUAGCUUGGCUUUCCAGUAAUUCUGCAAAUGAUCAAAUAAUUCUUUGUCUCUGGUGUAAUGGGCUUUAUUCAAUGGAAGAUAUCUAUGAGAUUUGCACUCUGUGCCUUCCAGACGUUGCUUUGAGUCAGUCAGCAACUUUCCAGGUUAAAAUGGUGCUUUUAAAUGUCCAUCUGAGACAUGUUAAUGAACGAUGGCAGUAAUCUGGGCGUGUGGAUCUACAUAUAAUCAUGUAGGUUGGGUGGGUCUGUUUAUCCACUUUGCUGCUGUACUUUGUAUGUCAUUUUAUAUUGGGUUUGCAUGGAUUUUUAAUCAAUAAAUUGCGAUGGUUUAUUUACAA
Leucoraja erinaceus (little skate) is the source of this 3240-nucleotide messenger RNA. It is a transcript of the gene slc25a24, whose product is annotated as solute carrier family 25 member 24. Gene Ontology annotation, biological process: transmembrane transport. The record is from RefSeq and is a predicted model, not a curated record. Lineage: Eukaryota; Metazoa; Chordata; Chondrichthyes; Rajiformes; Rajidae. Gene Ontology annotation, cellular component: mitochondrial inner membrane. The transcript is spliced from 10 exons. Gene Ontology annotation, molecular function: ATP transmembrane transporter activity; calcium ion binding. The coding region runs from base 313 to 1482 and encodes 389 amino acids.